This is a messenger RNA of Melitaea cinxia (Glanville fritillary), 932 nucleotides long. RefSeq lists its product as uncharacterized. Bases 67 to 804 code for a protein of 245 amino acids. The record is from RefSeq and is a predicted model, not a curated record. Gene Ontology annotation, molecular function: DNA binding. Gene Ontology annotation, biological process: regulation of transcription by RNA polymerase II. Gene Ontology annotation, cellular component: nucleus; transcription regulator complex. The transcript has 2 exons. Lineage: Eukaryota; Metazoa; Arthropoda; Insecta; Lepidoptera; Nymphalidae.
UCGACCGGCAGACGACCGGGGAACGACGAAUCUGAAGCUCGUAGGCGACGUUGCCACAUUGCUCCGAUGCUAUUCCACGACAAACUCGACAUCAAAUUAAUAAGACUUGUCAGAGAUAACCCUGUCUUAUACGACCAUAACAAUGCUAAAUAUAUGGAUUUUAACAUGAGGGAAGUAACAUGGCAGAAGAUAGGAGACGAACUCAAAAGAUCCGCGGCUGACUGUAAGGUGAGAUGGAUUAACAUACGCGAUGUAUACAGGCGUAUUUUGAGAAAAAACUUGGUACCUGGACAGCGACCGAAAAUGUAUAAAUAUGAAAAUGAAAUAUCGUUCUUACGACCAUUCUAUAAAGACGUGAUAUUACAAAACGAAGAAUUUGAAUCAGAUGAACGGAGCAACGACCACGGGAAUGAAGAUUGUGGCGAUGAAGUCGCCAUCAAUAGUGAUAAUUCAGAUGAACCUAUUAAAAAAUCUAAACUGAAGAGUUAUUACAAAUCCAGUGUGAAGAAAAAGAAGAAGAGGCGAACGUAUGAGGAGGUUAUCGAUCCGAUGAGCACACCAACGCCAAACGACCCCCCGAUACCAUCAGAAUUCGAUUCCACGGAUCCAGUAGACGCGUUUUUAUUAAGCAUUGGUGCAACAUUAAAGACGUUCUCCCCUUAUCAUUUGAAUCUUGCUAAAAGUAAAAUAUUUUCUGUCGUGCAAGAGCACGAUCUACAACAAAUAGUUCAAAAACAACAACACAAUGAAACAACGCCUCAUGAUAUCAAAAUAUCGACAUCAGAAUCGAUUUAUAUGCAAUAAUUGUUGCAAUUAGUUUUGUUUAUUGACCAUGUCUUGUUAUAAUUCCGCAGAUUUGGUCGAUCUUUUGUAGAAUCAUCAGUUCGCUUAAAGAUGUAGGCAAUGUGAAUAUACACAAUAUUAUGAUUGAA